CUGCAGAGAAGCCCGCUUUACGGCACGUACUCUUUUAAGGAGGGCGGCGUCGAGAGGUGAGAAGUGUUAACAACAGCGGCAUGCAUGUCAUCUCGUGAAUUGAAGGUAUCUGCCCUCCAGAGCCCAGACAGCAGCGUUCGGAGAGGCCAGCAAGGAGCGACCAGCCUUUUCUCUUCAUGUGCCACACUACCAAAACUACAGACUACCGCCCACAUGCUGCAAUAUGUGACACAACCAUUUACCUCGGACGAUGAAGAUGAACACGUCGGCGGGAAGGAGAAUAAUGACGUCCAACCUUUACCCAGUUUUUGGGGGGGAACCGCCGAUCCGUAGAAAAGCAUGGACGGCCCACGAAUGCACCUAAAUCCAC
Molecule: messenger RNA, 370 nt
Organism: Tilletiaria anomala UBC 951
Lineage: Eukaryota; Fungi; Basidiomycota; Exobasidiomycetes; Georgefischeriales; Tilletiariaceae
Exons: 1
Coding region: 85-333 (82 amino acids)
Source: RefSeq, a predicted model, not a curated record